Messenger RNA from Oryza brachyantha (malo sina), 1763 nucleotides. Its product is annotated as probable monofunctional riboflavin biosynthesis protein RIBA 3, chloroplastic. The transcript is spliced from 7 exons. Gene Ontology annotation, molecular function: GTP cyclohydrolase II activity; 3,4-dihydroxy-2-butanone-4-phosphate synthase activity. The coding region runs from base 147 to 1754 and encodes 535 amino acids. NCBI's taxonomy places the organism in Eukaryota, Viridiplantae, Streptophyta, Magnoliopsida, Poales, Poaceae. Gene Ontology annotation, biological process: riboflavin biosynthetic process. The record is from RefSeq and is a predicted model, not a curated record. Gene Ontology annotation, cellular component: cytosol.
UUGGAUUUUCCCUGUGUUAUCCUCAUGAGCAGAUAACUCCAAAUGAUAGGCUGAGAUGUGUUGUGACACUUCAGGAGAUAAAGGUAUAUAAGCAUAUUUCAGAGAUGAAACCUGAGGAGUGAGGAUCGUUCUACUGGGAUCGCCAAAUGGACCGUGUUCUUCUGAGCUCCCAGUUGUCAUCUCAGACUGUUAUUAACACGAGGUUUCAACAAGGAAGUGGUAGUAUCAGCAGUGUAGGGUUUGCUGUUAUCAGAAAGGAGUGCUUAAAAUUAAAAUGUUAUGCAAUUGGUGGAAUUGAGGGACCAGAGAAUUUAAAGGAUCCUUUGAAGGAAAACAAUAAUGGACCUAUUUUACAAGGACUCAAUGGAUCUGGUGCUUCCUUUCGGACUGUUGGUGCUAAAAUCACUCAGGAAACAGGUGAUUUCUUUGUUAGUGAUGCCGAGGGUGACCCAGACAAACCAACUGAUGGUUUUUCCUCUAUUGAUGAGGCUAUACGUGCAUUGCGUGAAGGAAAGUUUGUUAUUGCUGUAGAUGAUGAAAACGGUGAUAAUGAAGGGGAUCUUGUCAUGGCAGCUACGCUGGCAAACCCAGAAUCUAUUGCAUUCAUGAUCAGGAAUGGUUCUGGGAUCAUCUCAGUGGGCAUGAAGGAAGAGGACCUAGCAAGAUUGAUGAUUCCUAUGAUGUCUCCAAUUACAGAAAUUGAGAAUAUUUCAGCUGCUGCUUCUACAGUAACAGUGGAUGCCAGAGUGGGCAUAUCAACCGGUGUCUCAGCUGCAGAUAGGGCAAAAACGAUUCUUACUCUAGCCUCCCCUGAUUCUAAACCCACUGACCUCAGAAGACCAGGCCAUAUAUUCCCUUUAAAAUACCGAAACGGCGGUGUGCUAAAAAGAGUUGGACAUACUGAAGCAUCUGUUGAUCUUGUCACAUUAGCCGGUUUGCGUCCUGUGUCUGUCCUGUCGACAAUCAUCAACUCAGUGGAUGGUUCAAUGGCAGGGAUACCAGUGCUGAAGCAGAUGGCUUUGGAUCAUAAUAUCCCAAUUAUUUCGAUCGCUGAUCUCAUCCGGUAUAGAAGGAAGAGGGAGAAACUGGUUGAGCUGAUUGCCGUAUCUCGUUUACCGACGAAAUGGGGCCUCUUCCGAGCUUACUGCUACCAAUCCAAGCUUGAUGGAACCGAGCACAUUGCUGUUGCAAAGGGCGACUUCGGCGACGGCGAAGACGUCCUCGUGAGGGUCCAUUCCGAGUGCCUGACCGGCGACAUCCUCGGCUCCGCCCGCUGCGACUGCGGCAACCAGCUGGACCUCGCGAUGCAGCUCAUCGAGAAGGCCGGCCGCGGCGUCCUCGUCUACCUCCGCGGCCACGAGGGCCGCGGCAUCGGCCUCGGCCAGAAGCUCCGCGCCUACAACCUCCAGGACGACGGCCAUGACACCGUCGAGGCCAACGUCGAGCUCGGCCUUGCCGUCGACGCCCGCGAGUACGGCAUCGGCGCUCAGAUUCUUCGGGACAUGGGCGUGCGCACGAUGCGGCUGAUGACCAACAACCCGGCCAAGUUCAUCGGGCUCAAGGGUUACGGGCUCGCCGUCGUCGGCAGGGUUCCGGUGAUCUCCCCCAUCACCAAGGAGAACCAGAAGUACCUCGAGACGAAGCGGACCAAGAUGGGCCAUGUCUACGGCUCCGACCUCCCCGGCAACCUCCCGGAGGAAUUCUUCAAUGCAGAAGACAUCGCCGGCGACCAAGACGAAGACACCAAAAACUGAUAACCCCCA